GGUAUGUGUCAGUGAAGAUCCGGCGUCGAGGAUUUUUCAACAGUGUGCGAAGAUCAACCCCAAAAUAACUUAUUUUUUUCUACUCGAGUAACGGACAUUUGCUUACUGCUUUUUGGCUCCAGAUUGUUCAAGAAGGAAAAGCUCAAUUGCAGCCACCACAAUCCCGCCCAUUAUGCAAUUUUUUCAGCCAAUAAUGCUAAAGUCAUGACAGUUUACGUUCUCUUAAACUGUUUAAAAAGCUGAAAAUUGUUGCUGUCAAGCACAGUAUAUUAAUAGCAACCCGAGACGCAGAGGAGAGGUAUUAAUAUAAGCAGUUAUGGCUGUGGGCCCAGUGGACCCCAGAGAGGUGCUAAAAGGAGUUGAAGUUCUUUUGGGGAAGGAUGGAGAGCUACGAAGCCUUGAGGGAGUUGCUAAAGUCUUCAGUCUCAUGAAGGCUUCUCCUAAAAUGGUCAGCAGAUGCAUGUAUCUAAACAUUUUACUGCAGACAAAAUCUCACGAUAUACUAAAUCGAUUUAUCAGAGUUGGGGGCUACAAGUUGUUGAACUCUUGGCUCACCUACUCAAAGACCACCACCAACACACCCCUACUGCAGCUCAUACUGCUCACCCUCCAGAAACUUCCCCUGACUGUAGACCACCUGAAACAGAAUAACACAGCCAAGCUGGUGAAACAACUGAGCAAGAGUGGUGAGACAGAAGAGUUGAGGAAACUUGCGUCAGUGCUGGUGGAUGGGUGGAUGGCAAUUAUCCGCUCUCAGAGUGUCUCAAGUGGAGCUUCACCCAAUGACAAGAAGCGGAAAAAGGAGGAGGGAAAAGUGCGUCCAGAAGUGAAGCCGCGAGAAAAGGGAGCAGAUGAGGAGAAGAAGAAAGACAAACCAAAAGCUUAUGCUCCAAGUCAUGCGAAGAUCCGCUCCAUAGGUUUGGAGGUGGAGAACCCAGCUCCAGUUCCGGUAAAGAAGACCCCCACUGCACCCCUACUCGGAGAAAAAUACAACAUCAAACCAGCUGUGCUUAAAAGACCAAGUACCACACCAUCUGACAUACCACCAAUAGAGAAGAAGUACAAGCCCCUUAACACCACCCCCAACUCUGCUAAAGAGAUCAAAGUCAAACUUAUACCUGCACAGCCAAUGGAAGCCACUGGAUUUUUGGAUGCCCUCAAUUCUGCGCCAGUGCCUGGCAUCAAGAUCAAGAAAAAGAAGCCUAAAGCUGUCUCUCCCACCUCUAAUAAGCCUUGUCCAUUUGAGAGCAAGCUGCAAUCGUACUCUGGCUCACAGGCCAAACCCUCUUCCCCCGAGGCUCCUUCAUCUCAGACCCCUCCUCAUGAGAGUCAAGAGCUGGAGCAGCCCGGCACACCUGUGCCCAAUGAGGACCCUGAAGCCAUGGACACCAGUGAAAAACCCAACUCUCUUUCUGAACCACGUGCAGAGGAGGAGAGUCUGACUAAGAAAGGGAAGAAAAAGAAAAGUGUUCGGUGGGCAGAAGAAGAUGAUCUCAAAAAGUACUUCUAUUUUGACCUGGAUGAGACUGAGAGGGUGAAUGUCAAUAAGAUUAAGGACUUUGGUGAGGCGGCCAAACGGGAGCUGAUGAUGGACAGGCAGACAUUUGAGAUGGCCCGACGUCUUUCUCACGACACUAUGGAGGAAAGGGUGCCCUGGACUCCACCGCGACCUCUGACCCUGUUAGGCGGCUUGGCCAUUCCAGGGGCAAGCAGCAGAGAGAAGAUGAUCCAGAGAGACAGAGAGAUGGGCAUUCUGCAGGAGAUCUUCCUCAGCAAGGAGAGUGUUCCAGAUAGCCCUCAUGAGCCUGACCCUGAACCAUAUGAGCCCAUGCCUCCCUGUCUCAUCCCAUUGGACGAGGACUGCACUAUGAUGGAAGAGAAUUACAUCGAGCCUGCUGACAACGCUACCUCUGCCGAGUCCUCUUCCGGUGAUAACGAAGGCUCUAAACUGCCUCCUGUUCUGGCCAACCUCAUGGGCAGCCUGGGCAGCAGUGGUCGCAGCCCCCAGGCGCAAGGCAAUGCCCCACCAGCCAGUAGUAACCCCACUGUCAACGUGCAGGAACUGCUCUCAUCCAUCAUGGGUGCUCAGGGAACUAACCAGUCUCCAGAGGACCUGAUCAAACAGCCUGAUUUCUCUGAUAAGAUCAAGCAGCUUUUGGGCUCUCUGCAACAGAAUCAAAACCAAAAUCAGAACCCGCCUGCCAAUCCUCCUCCAAUGAACACUGGUUUGCUUGGUCAUGGCCCUGGCAUGAACAUGAACAACAUGAACAUGCCGAUGCCCAUGAAUGGCGGUUUCCCCCCAAACAAGCCUCCCGGCGGCCCACAUUUCAACCACCCGCCCCCUCCUCACGGCCACGGGCCACCCUUCAACCCCGGCGGCCCACGCAUGAUGGGUCCCCCACCCGGUCCACAGGGCCGAGGGGGGGACAACGGAAACUACUGGGGUGACGACUCCAUGAGAGGGGGCCCACACCGGGGAGGCCACUUCCACCGGGGGAGAGGAAGAGGAGUGGAUCAGGGCUUCAGAGGACGAGGGGGUCGUGGAGGACCUCGCGGGGGACAUAACAUGAAUGAUAUGUCAAAGAGGCCUGUGUGUCGCCAUUUCAUGAUGAAGGGCAACUGUCGGUAUGAAAACAACUGUGCAUUUUACCAUCCCGGUGUGAACGGACCACCACUUCCCCCCCAGCAUGGCCACUAACACUGAAAAACUGCCAUUCUAUGAUCUUGCCACUAGUGGGCGACAUGACUAAAAAUGAGCCACAUAUACAGUAAAAGAAUCUGACUCAAAGAAACAGGACAAUGUGGAUGGGGAUGAUUGCGUCUGUGACAGCACAAUCCCGUCUGCUUCCUCUGCCUGUACAAGAUCGGUUUCUUCUCCUUUCUACACUACUAUCCCCCAUCCAAACACAAUGUUAACUCGGAAAGCUUUGAGAAUUAAUGAUAUUCUCUUUGAAGGCAUCCGAGUCAGGCAGUGAAAACAAACCCAUUACUUGAAUUUGGGGCCUCCUUGUAAAUUUGUAUUCCUAGAGAUGGUGAUUCAUAUGUAUAUUUUUAUUGUGAUUCUGUGUACCACUGACUUGACUGCUGAAGAUUGUACUCUGCUCUGGAACCACUAGGACAAGGUGUAAAUAAUUGUCUUCUGCCUGUGGUUCAGUUAUUCAGUUCGGUAGCUUCCCUGGAGGCCAAAACUCCUCAGAUCCUGGAUGCACAACUUUUCAAAUUAUAAUUUGGGUAUCCAUCAAGAGCGAAACUCUGAUACCAAUCAUGACACUGAACACUUUCAAAGGUUAUUGGUCGUAUUAGUAAACAGUCUGGAGGUUUUUAAGAUUUAAUUCGCUUAAUUUGGUCCCUCUUAAUGUUGACAAAAGGGGGUGCACACUUUCUGCUUCCUGCUUUCUAUAAAAGAGGGAGAAACUCCUAUCAAAGGUGACUUAAAAGUCAUUGGCGCAUAAAAAGUGUAUCACACAUGAUCCAUAUUUUUUCAAAUUUUUUCAGGUUUCAGUUAAAAGAAAAAAAUGUUUGAAAACCCCAAAGUCCUUUAACACUGAAUUCCAUCCGUGUUUUGGCGUUAUGUUCACCUUAUGCCCAAAUUGGAAUUCUGUGAAUCAUUGCCUAAAGGAUUGAUACUACCUUUGGGCGCAAGGUGCAAAAGUCUCGUUGCUUACUUGAAUGUAGUCCAAAGAUCGUGCCUAGCCUCCUAAAGAAAAAUCAACUGUUGAUCUUUGUAGUCUGACAAUCAGGAGAAUUGGUUGUGAGGAUUUCCUACUUGAUGUUGAUGCUAUCAUAUGAUUUGCUGUGUGCAUUCAUGUAUGUUCUCAUGCCGUCAGACAGUCAGUCCAGCUCAGACUCGUGUGGGUCGUGCCGGAGUCACGUCUGUCCUGCUCUAUCAGUGUUCAGCUGAGCCUAACUGGGGCUACAAACCACUAUCAAGGCCAAACAUAUUCAGUUGUUUUCUGUGAAAACGGUGGCCAUUGUGUCUCUUGUGGGACUCUUAUUUUCAUUUUUGUUUGAUUCACUGUUCUAUUCCCAUGAUUUUAUUUUGAUACAAGUCAGAUGAUUUUUUUUUUCUAUCUAAAUGAGGUUUCAUUAUUGUUUCGAGAGAUGUCUGUGUCAGAGAGCAUCGCUUAAACACAAUAAAAGGCAUAUUCAGAUAUGUUAAGUUUUUUUUUUACGUGUAAAUGAAUAAACAUUAAGAAAUUAGAAAUGUGUUGUGUGUUCA
Molecule: messenger RNA, 4219 nt
Organism: Xyrauchen texanus (razorback sucker)
Lineage: Eukaryota; Metazoa; Chordata; Actinopteri; Cypriniformes; Catostomidae
Product: serine/threonine-protein phosphatase 1 regulatory subunit 10-like
Exons: 18
Coding region: 317-2698 (793 amino acids)
Cellular component (GO): nucleus
Molecular function (GO): metal ion binding
Source: RefSeq, a predicted model, not a curated record